UGCCUGGGGACUUACAUCAGACCAAAUGACAAUGACUCAAAUGUGUUUCUGCUGUUUCAAAUCUUCUCGGAGACAGAGACUGGCAGUUGCCUGUUAGGACAUCCCCUCUAACCAAGUUUACGUCGUUAAGGGCAAACGCGUUAACAACUUUUUAGUUGAAAAUUAGUAAACGUGAGCUGGAAUCGUUUGGAGAGUAGGGGGUAUCACGUUGUGUUCCUUGAGAAAAUUGUCUGGGCGAUAGAGUGGAGUUGAGCUAAUUGUAGCCUAAUCCCUGGCCCAGAGGCGCAUGGGCAGCCCGGAGCAAGAAUCUUCUUUUUUAGCCCUGCUCUGUUAUUUAGAGACGGAUUAUUGGCUUUCUUCUUCUCAUAACAAACUGAAGGGGCAGUUUCAUUUAGGCAAAAAGGCAGAUAAGAAGCUCAAAUACGGAUCCAGUUUACACCAGGAGCGCACGAUUUUACGCGUAUCCAAAUAAGAGCGUAAAAGGGGAAGGAGAUCGUCUCAUCGAUGUUCAAGGAGGGCAGAAGCAUGUCUCGGCUGUCGCUGACCCGGUCCCCGGUCUCUCCUCUGGCCGCUCAGGGCAUCCCUUUGCCGGCGCAGCUCACCAAGGCGAACGCGCCUGUCCACAUUGACGUUGGAGGGCACAUGUACACCAGCAGCCUGGCGACCCUCACCAAGUACCCCGACUCAAGAAUCAGUCGCCUGUUCAAUGGCACGGAGCCCAUCGUGUUGGACAGUCUGAAGCAGCAUUACUUCAUAGACCGGGAUGGAGAGAUAUUCCGCUACAUUCUCAGUUUCCUCAGGACCAGCAAAUUGCUUCUUCCAGAAGACUUCAAGGACUUCAACCUGCUGUAUGAGGAGGCUCGGUACUACCAGCUCACACCCAUGAUCAAGGAGCUGGAGCGUUGGAAGCAGGAGCGUGAGCAGCGGCGCAUGGCCCAGCCCUGUGACUGCCUGGUGGUGCGGGUCACGCCCGACCUGGGUGAGAGGAUUGCUCUGAGUGGAGAGAAGGUCCUCAUCGAGGAGAUCUUCCCUGAGACCGGAGAUGUCAUGUGUAACUCUGUGAACGCUGGCUGGAACCAGGACCCCACGCACGUCAUCCGCUUCCCCCUCAACGGCUACUGCAGGCUCAACUCUGUGCAGGUGCUGGAGCGUCUCUUCCAGAAGGGCUUUAGUGUGGCUGCAUCGUGCGGUGGUGGAGUGGACUCAUCCCAGUUCAGCGAGUACGUUCUGUGUCGCGAGGAUCGGCGAAGUCUGUGCAUCAACACUCCCAUCAGAAUAAAACAAGAACCUCUGGACUAAGUCCCCAGUGUAGAGAUGAACUUCAAAGUUACCCCAUUACCCACCUUCUCAGUCCCUUGUCCCCUCCACACCUCCACGGGAUCACCACAACUCCACUGCCCCUUCUCUAAUACAAAAACUACUGCACUGGACAGCUAUAGGUAUAACUCUUAUAAAUAGCAGAGGCAUGUGCACCUUUGCCAGCUCUGCAGAACACUUAAGGGGAAUGUAGUACCAAACAAAGAAAAAAACAUGCAUCAGCAACACACGUUUUUGAAUAUUUUAAACAACGCCCAAAGAAUCUGGGACUAUUUGAACUCUGCUCCGCUUGUUUUAUUUGUGGUAAUUUUGGGGAAGAUUUAUUCUUUUGGGGACAUGUGUAGCCUGGUCUGGGACUAUGACUAUAAGUUCCCCUACCUUUGUCCAUACACCCCAUUGUCCCCAUUGGCCCCAUUGUUCUGUAGGGGCCUCAAACAACAGCACUGUUCGCCAAAAUGAUUGUUUAGUACUGUUUUUUUUCCUUUGUUGUUUCUGUUGUUCCUAUCAUGACAUGGUGUAAACAAUUAUUAUUAAUAGGAUUAUUUUAAAUGUCUCUUUUUCUCAAAUAUGAAGGAUGUAUGAAUGCUGUAUUCAUUAGGCGUUUGGAGAGCUUGUUGAGAGCAUUUCUUGGCAGUAGCUGCACAAACUCAAGAUGGCCGCAGGCUAUGUGGCUAAAGCGAUCUGGCUGGCUGUGCAUUCCGAGCCGGAAAAAGUCUCAUUGUUCAAACGCUGCAUGGAACAGAACCUGGGAGUUUCAACGAUGUUUAUACUCAAAUGUAUGGCACACAUUUAAAAAAAAAGUGCUUUGUAAUUUGAAAACCUAUGCUAAAACAUAUCUCUUAAGGAUUCAUCCAGGCUGGGUUGAUUGCACAAACUGAAAAGAAUUGCAGUUGAGUUUGAAUGUUGAGGUCUCGAAAAGUAUGUCUUUGCCAAUAAGAGAUGUACUAUAAAAUUAUAAAAAAUAUAUAUUAUUUGCACGUAACAUUGGAGUUACCCAACCCUAACUGACUUGUUUAACCCGACUGAUCAAUUACAGAUGAUACCCUGUCCAAACACUGCAAUACUCAUACAGGCAAUGGGAGGGAUACAACGGGAGAAUGCAAUCUUGCUGUAUUCUCUAUCUGCAUCACAGCAGUCUCAUUAUUAAUACUAAUACCACAAAACAAAAAUACCAUUUAGACAAAGGGCAUUAGCAGUUGUUCCAGUUAUUUCACAGUGCAGGUCUAAAUCAGAUAGAGUGUCUGUCACUUGUAAGCCUUGAUGAUCUCGUGUAUAUUUGGUAGCUCUUAAGUGAACUGUACUCAGCAUCAGUGUUCUCCACAUCGAGGCGAGUGGGCGGCGUUUACUCUGUCCUGUUCUUUUGGUCUUAUUCUCAACAUUUCUGGAUCAAAGAGAGCAACACGAAAGACCAAGUUUUUUUCCUUGCUAUUUAUUUGCAAGUUUUUCUGCAUUCCAAAAAAUGUUUAGAUCUUUUGUAGUUGCAAACUGUUGUUUGAGUUGUUAUUCCAACAAAGUGCAAAUAUGUUUAUUAAAAACUGACUUCAGUGUUUGGUCAAUACAGAUGGCCUGCUGAUUAAAGAGUGUGUAGAGGGGAUUAAUGUUGCUCCUAGCCCCAUGUCAGCUUCUGCCUGCAGCCUACUCUGGCACUCACAAUCAAGUGUGUGUUUGUUCUGACCUGCCGGUGGCCUGGGCUUUUCCAUCCACUCGCCUCAAAGGGAAUGGUCAACCAACCAGGGCCCUUUUCAUGUGAGCCUCUUCACAGCACUGCUCUGCCCCCUGCGUUCUUCCCCAGGGCUCCCCCUCUUGUGCCACUAGAAAACUUGGGUCUGUGCUACCCCCUGCUGCUCUGUCAUGGCCAUGCUCUGGAUUUCAAACACACAUGCAACACAGCGCAUUGGAGAGCUCUGCAUCAGGACAAACAACAAGUUAAAUUCAAACUGUAACCAACUUUACGACAAAGUGGGCCACCAUCACUACAAGGCACACUAUUGUAUACCGGUCAGGAGGUUUGUUUGUACAGUUAUUGUGUAAGAAGCAUUACUCUGGGCUUUUUUCAAGAGACAUGUUUGUCUCACUGAAAAUA
Messenger RNA from Boleophthalmus pectinirostris (great blue-spotted mudskipper), 3400 nucleotides. RefSeq names its product BTB/POZ domain-containing protein kctd15. Gene Ontology annotation, biological process: protein homooligomerization. Lineage: Eukaryota; Metazoa; Chordata; Actinopteri; Gobiiformes; Gobiidae. The record is from RefSeq and is a predicted model, not a curated record. The transcript is spliced from 5 exons. Gene Ontology annotation, molecular function: protein binding. Bases 505 to 1299 code for a protein of 264 amino acids.